Zeugodacus cucurbitae (melon fly) is the source of this 1927-nucleotide messenger RNA. Its product is annotated as kelch-like protein 5. The record is from RefSeq and is a predicted model, not a curated record. The transcript has 8 exons. The coding region runs from base 161 to 1894 and encodes 577 amino acids. Gene Ontology annotation, molecular function: protein binding. NCBI's taxonomy places the organism in Eukaryota, Metazoa, Arthropoda, Insecta, Diptera, Tephritidae.
CAAAUGUAGACAUUGACAGCGCUCUCUCUAAUCAAAGAGUUAUCUGCAUAAAUGAUUUGGUUAGGUGCUAUGAUAUUGAUUAUUGUUAGUUCAGUAAAGCGUGAGUAGCGCAGCGAGUGAGUGCUAUUUUUAUUCACUAGAGAAAAUUCAAUAACAAACAAUGGAUACAAGAACAACGCAAGGAACUGCUUCACAGAAGAAUUCGAAUGAGUUAAAACGUUUUUUCAAUGAGAAAUUAUUGGCAAACAUAUUUCGUUUCUACGAAGAACAAUAUUUAAUUGAUGUGACAUUUAAAGUUUCAAAUCCAGUGUCUUUUGUACCCGCGCAUCGUUUGAUACUCUCAGCAGCGAGUCCUUACUUCGAGGAUCUCUUCAACGGUGAUCGUGGCAUUAAUCCUGUUAUCGAAAUAAAUGAUAUCGAUAGCGAUAUUUUUAAGCUCUUAAUAACAUUUUGCUACACCGGCCAGACGCUGGUGACCGUUGAAAAUGUCGCUGCGAUGCUGAAGGCGGCAAUCGUGUUGCAAUUGGAAGAUGCCGCAACCACUUGUGUGGACUACCUAAUGACACAUAUCAAUGAAUGCACAUUACAGAGUGCAUAUGCGUUAGAACGCGAAACGCAAUGUGAACUCCUGAAACAAAAAAUCCGUGAAUACGAAAUACGGAAUUUCAUGGAGAUCAUUCAACACGACGAGUUUCUCAAUUUUGAAGUUGAGAAAUUGCACUGUCUUCUAGAAUCGGACAAUUUGAAUAUAGCUCGUGAGAAAGAUGCAUUUGAUUCAAUAACACGUUGGUUCAAUCACAAUGUUUCUGCGCGCCGAGAACAACUACCUCGCUUAGUCUCUUGCUUGCGGCUUACACAAUUCGAUGUGGACUUCCUGUUGACUCACAUACAAACAUUACCAGGCUGUGAGCUGUUGGCUUUCAUGGCGUCCAUGUGGAUCAGGGAGCCCGCAGCACGGACAAAAUUAAAUAUCCGGUUUACAGAACCUCGUGUAGGGGUCAAUGCCGGAGACGGUGUUGAGAAAACAUUGCUGGCACUGUACAAAGAGGCGGGCAAGAAUAGCCCAUGUGUGCUGCAAUAUGACAAAACUGAGGAUAAAUGGCAAGAAUAUGCGAGUAUAAAUAACUUUAACACCAAAUGUAGUGCCGUUUUGAAAGAUGAUAAUAUAUUGUUUUUGGGCGGUACUGAUCAGCAUGGAAACGCAUCUAACACCGUCCUCAGCUGGAAUAUACGGAAUAAAACAUGGAAAGAAAUGCCCGCCAUGAACCAGGCAAGACGGCUUCACAGUGUUGUCGAAUUAGACGGUAAAAUCUACGCUAUUGGUGGUCGUGGGAAUGAUGAUACGCUUCUGCAGUCAGUUGAAAGGUAUACGACAUCCAAUGGUUGGGAGUUCGUGAAACCUUUGUUUACAGCACGACACAGUGGCGAUGCAGUGUCUUUGAAUGGUAAAAUCUACGUAGUUGGCGGUUGGAAUCAAACUCGCUUAAAAUCCGUCGAAUGCUACAAUCCGGAUACGAAAACUUGGACUCUUUGUGCGGAUAUGACGGAAUAUCGACGUUCUCCUGGUAUAACUGCACACAAUGGUCAGAUCUAUAUUGUAGCCGAUAUUUCAAAUCACGAUAUCAAUACUGUUGAACGCUACGAUCCUCAGCGGGACACAUGGACUACGAUUUGCUCUUUAGAAAGUGGAGGAACCGUUUGGAGCAGCAUCGCUUGCGCAUCUCUUGACAAUAAACUUUGGGCUAUUGGGGGUAGAGUGGGAGCUGAGAAUAACACAACUGUAGCAGCUUAUGACGAAGAAAAUGACGGUUGGAUACAGAAGAGCUUAUUACCCAAAUGUUUAAUAUAUUCUUGUUUUGUUGUACCUGUAUCUGUACUAGUAUCACAGUAUUAAAACACGUAUUUUAACAUACAGCAUAUAAGCCGG